AUCCAGACUUCCAUCAACCAUCACCUAAUCCAUUCAUCUUCCUCCCCUCCCUCGAUUCUCGAUCCACCAUCAUCAUUCAUCAUCCAUUAUCCAUCACACCACCACCACCACCACCAACACCACCAACACCACCACCACUGCUACUAAUACUAAUACUAGUAUCAAUUAUCAUGCCGAUGUUCAAGACCCCAUUCAACGGCUACUCCGUAAAAUUCAGUCCAUUCUACGAACACCGUCUCGCAGUCGCCACUUCUCAAAACUUCGGCAUCCUCGGCAACGGCCGUCUCCACAUCCUCGACCUUUCCCCCACCAACCCCUCCACCAUCUCCGAACUCGCCUUCUUCGACACCGCUGACGGCGUCUACGACCUCGCAUGGUCUGAAUCCCACGACAAUCUCUUAGUCGCCGCCAUUGCCGACGGUUCUCUAAAACUCUACGACCUCUCAUUACCUCCUCCUCAAAACCCAUCUCGCUCUCUCUCCGAACACACCCGCGAAGUCCACUCCGUCGACUGGAACCCCACUCGUCGAGACUCCUUCAUUUCCGGGUCAUGGGAUGACACCGUGAAACUCUGGACUGUUGAUCGACCUACUAGUGUCCGCACCUUCAAGGAGCACGCUUAUUGUGUCUACUCCGUGUCGUGGAAUCCUCGGCAUGCGGAUGUUUUCGCAUCGGCGUCUGGGGAUUGCACGGUUAGGGUUUGGGAUGUCCGUGAAGAAGGGUCGACUAUGAUAAUUCCGGGUCAUCAGCAUGAAGUGUUGAGUUGUGAUUGGAAUAAGUAUGAUGAGGGAUUGAUUGUUACUGGGUCGGUUGAUAAGACGGUUAGGGUUUGGGAUGUUAGGAGUUUUAGAGCUCCCUUGGCGGUGUUGGCUGGACAUGGGUAUGCUGUUAGGAAGGUUAAGUGCUCGCCGCAUCGGAGGAAUUUGGUUAUGAGUUGUUCUUAUGAUAUGACUGUUUGUAUGUGGGAUUUUAUGGUGGAGGAUGCUUUGGUUGGGAGGUAUGAUCAUCAUACUGAGUUUGCUGUUGGGAUUGAUAUGAGUGUGCUUGUUGAGGGUUUGUUGGCUAGUGCUGGAUGGGAUGAUUCUGUUUAUGUUUGGCAACAUGGGACUGAUCCUAGAGCUAGUUAAUUUUCAGUUUUUGCAAGAGGUUUAUUUGGCUCAACAAACUUUUGGCGAUGCUGAUGUCAACGAGGAGAAUAGGAUGCUUAUUUUUGGACAGAUGAUGGGUAGAGGCAGAUAUUCUGAGAAAAUGAUAUGCUCAUUUUUUCUAAUAUGAUUUUUAAUAUUUCUUUUGAUGAUGGGGAUGUUGUUCCUAGUGAUACCAAGUGUAACUAAUUUUGGUUAACUAGUAAACCCUCCCUCAAGCUAGGAAUAUACUUAAGGUAGUAUAAUGCAUUCCAAGCUUCUGCGUAAUGUCAUGAUGCUGCUGUUGAGGAGGAAGGAUGUCGGUUUAGUCAUUUAGAUCUCUCCUCAUUUACGAGUACAGAGCCAAGUUCACCAUAUGAUUCCUUCCAUAACCCUUUUCUUUAGUGAAGGGAUAGUUCUCUGUAUGCUUACUGCUGUUAGUCGAUUUCUAUUGUGUUGAUUAGUGUGUUCAUGUGGAACUGACUCAACAUCUGCACUGAACAAAAGAUCUGGUCGUGUGUGAGUUAAGGUUUUGAACAAGGGUGCAAUACAGGAACUCAGUAUCAUCAAAUGAGGCAUGGAAAUCGGAAUCUGCAGUUUGAUACCAAAAUUCUGAUUCCAUGGAAUUACUAAUCUUCAUGUGAUCUUCCAAAGAGUUGCAAAGAGGAGAGAAGUCCAAUCUUUUGUGUAUCUACUCCCUCCGUUCCAUAAUAUAGUAUUAUAGUGUCCACUUCAUCUUUGGUGGGUCA
This is a messenger RNA of Beta vulgaris subsp. vulgaris (sugar beet), 1873 nucleotides long. RefSeq names its product peroxisome biogenesis protein 7. The record is from RefSeq and is a predicted model, not a curated record. Gene Ontology annotation, cellular component: cytosol; peroxisomal matrix. Gene Ontology annotation, molecular function: protein binding. The transcript is spliced from 2 exons. NCBI's taxonomy places the organism in Eukaryota, Viridiplantae, Streptophyta, Magnoliopsida, Caryophyllales, Amaranthaceae. Gene Ontology annotation, biological process: protein import into peroxisome matrix. Bases 171 to 1127 code for a protein of 318 amino acids.